Messenger RNA from Porites evermanni, 13621 nucleotides. Lineage: Eukaryota; Metazoa; Cnidaria; Anthozoa; Scleractinia; Poritidae. The record is from the annotation of a GenBank genome assembly.
CAUGGGCUGGCCGUUUUUACGAAGUGCUUGAAAUCAAGCGGUGUUUGAGUUUCAAAAAUUGGUAGACUGUGAAAGAGAAAGAGGCGAUUCUUUGGCGAUUAUUGCGGUCAAAGAGCCGCUGAAAACGGUGAGAAGGAGCACAGAAGGCAAACUGAACGUGAGGUGAGUUAUUUUCUACGAAGAUCUCGAAUAAUUGCGGGAACUGACGUAAUUCCAAUUGGGAGAGUCAGCGCAUAGUUAGUUCAGACCAUGGGUGGGUUAUCCAUGUCUCUCUUAAAAUAUGCGUAAUAUUAUGACUCUGUGGCAAUCUGACAUUCACUUAUUUUUUCCUGUAAAGCUUCAUUCUUCUGAAUUCUCAUUAUAUUUAGCUGUACAAUAAACAAUGCGCGUAUAGCGAAAACCAUAUGUCAAUCUACAAGACCCAAAGUUUUUGAGAACUGAUCCGGUUAGAGAACUUUGUACAGUGACCUUCUUUUGCUGAAAGAUAUUACGAUGCCCUUGCCGGUAUAAAUUUUGGGCAGUAUAACGUCGUGUGCUUAGUUUCUUUAGAUUCAAGCGACUAACCUUGCAUCCAUUUGUUGUUUUAUGACUCACAGGAAAUCUAGCAGAGCGAGGGUGUCGCUUGUAGUAUGGAGUGAGCGCGAUGGUUAUUGUACACAGAUCGCUCAUAAAGGAAUGUUUUCAGUGGAAUUCAAGAUCAUAGAUGCUCUUGAUUUGAACAAAAAAGUUGUUAGGAAAGACUAGGACAAUUUUGAGCCAUGGUUUUGACUCCCAGACAGAAGGAAGAACUGUAAGUUUGUGUGGGUUUGGAAAACUUGAUUUAUUCAUCUUGUAAAUUGAUUGAGUUGUGCUUGUUUCCAGAUCGAGGUUGCGCUGGCAAGUUAACCUUUCCCUUUCUGUGCCCAUAGAUUAGUGUCCUACCUCCUACAAUAAUUAUGUCGUGCUAUGAAACAUCGUUUACCGCAAUUAUGUCGAUAUUUUUUCAAAGCCCUGACGGAUCAUUGCGGAUUAGCGCAUUGUAGUUGAUCACAGACAAAGGUGGACUCUUGCAGGUUUCACUUCCCGUGAACAAUGUAUUUUCAACCUCUCCACGUUCAUAUUCCUUUCUCUGACUUUUGUCACCUUCUAACUACUAGUUUAUUCUUCAGACACAAAGCCAUUGCUGACUAUCUUUUCCAAUGUGGCUUCGAAGAUGCCCUGAAUGCUUUCAAGAAAGAUGCAAAUAUGGUGAGAAUCGAAUUUAUCACUUUCUUGUUUAUUUCGCUUACACUUUGUUUUGCUGCUGUAUGCUGUCAAAUAUCCUUGUAAUCAAAGUUCUUAACCUUUUAUCUCCCAUGUUUAGUUGACUUAAUCCUCCAGGGGAUUUUGUGUAAUCUUUUCUCCCUAAGGCAAAGGGGUAGAAGUUUGUAGUGUCACAGUACCUCCUUUUAGUUUUUAGUCGCUCACACAGGGAUACAACGUAACAUCAUUCCACUCUUUUUAUUGUUAUGUUCUGUCAGAACAUAUCUUUGCUCAAGUUAUUUUAAAAAAGAAAAUCUUUCUUCUUGACAACUUAACUGAAGGUUUUGGGGUGCAUGUUUUUUUGUUAUUGUAGCAGAUGUUGAUUAAUUGAUUAUUACUGUUCCCACCUGGCUGGUAGUCAUCGAAUGGGUGCAACAUUCCUGUUGCAAAACAAGCAAUAGUAGUGCUGUGCCUUAGAGUACUAAAAGCAAACAAAAAUUCAAGUAAAAUGGCGAACCAUCUGUACAAACUGAUGGUAAACGAGUUUCAUGUGAAAUGAAUGGUCACAUCAUUAGCUUUCAACGACAAUAUUGAAUAUAAAGUACGUCAUAAAAAGAUAAAUAUUCCAUGUGACCUCCUUUCUUACCUGGCAUAAGAACCUUUUAGUCCUAGGAAUUUUUCUGUGGAGAAAGAAAAGUAGCUCUUAUCUCAUGGUUGCUUUCUAUUUUUAGCCUGGAGAAUUGGACAAAAAGUAUAGUGGUUUGUUAGAAAAGAAAUGGACUUCUGUUAUUCGUCUUCAGAAAAAGGUUGGUUUGCGUUGUACCUCAGGGUACCAUUACUCAAGUCCUAGCACAAAAAAUCCAGUAAAUCACUGGCUAAACAGAACAUCUAUAAUGCGACGUCUUGUCCCUUCCCUGGGCCUAAGGUGGUUGCUUUAUAGAGGUUUGAGUGUAUUACUUUAUAAGUACUUGACUUUACCAGCCUGCAGACAUUUUAUGGGAACAGAGACCAAAUUUUGUUGUUACCUAUAUGUGCUAACUGUUGAUCAGAAGGAUCUACGUAGAAGGUGUUCAUUUCCACAUAUUGGUUUAAGUUCCAUUAAAUCCUAGGACAUUUUAUGAGGACAGCACAGUUACUGACAAGUCAUAUAUGUAUGUUGUGGCUCAUUUUCAUCCUUGGUUUUAAAAUUUAUUUUCCUAGGUUUUAACCUCAUUAUUAUACAUUACCCUGCCCUCCUCAAUUAAAGGGGAAAAGAUUGACCAAGGAUAAAAUUGAUUCCCAAUAUGCAGUGAUUUUGUUACAAAUAGUAAUGUUAUGGUGAGUCCUGGGACUCAUCUUAUGAAAAAUCAUGAGAACCAUCGAGUCCCAGUUAAAAAAAAAAGUCCUAAAAUUAAAAUGCUUGGGCCUCUAUGUAACCAGACAGUUAAUCUGAGGACAGACUCCAAAACUCUUUAUUGCAGUUUACUGCAUUGAAAAUAUAUUCCUUCUAUUUAAAGCUCAAAAAAGACUAAAACAAGUAUGCAUUACACUUACAUAACAGUCACAAAAACAACUGCAGAAAUCACAGGGACAGGAUAUUCUAUAAAAACAAUCUUCAGAUUGAUCAAUCAAUGUUGCGUCCUAUGGGAUGCAUGUUAUGAAUUUUUUUGCAUGUUUCGGCAUUUUUAGGUAUCAGCGAUGCAGGACGCAGAGGUAACAAAAUUGCUGAAUAUGAAAUUCCUAGUGGAGCACUCAGUGUGUUGCUUUUCAAAGAGGGCUGUUCCAAAAGUAUUUCGUGACUAGCUAUUUGUAGAGACAAAGUGGCUGUUUUCAGCUGACUUGCACCCACCCAAAGGCUUGUUGCAGUAAAAACGUUUGGUGCCAUCUUUUGUCAGUUAAAAAAAGAAAAUUUGUGAACAGGAUUGAUUACACUUCUUGCUGUUAUUUGAGUUCCCCAAAACACUUUACAAGUAAGUAACAACAGAAUUCAUGAGCCCCAAUAGCAAAAUCUAGUAGCCUCGGGCUAGCAGACACAACUUUCUUUGCACGCCGGUAAAAAUAAAAUCUAAAUCUUGCUUUUAACAAAUCGGUAUAUAGAUGGAGAAAUGACUGGCUGCAUUAUGAUUAAAUUGUAUUUUCUCAAAUAUCCCGUUAGGUUAUGGAUUUAGAAGCCAGAUUGUCAGAGGCAGAGAAAGAGGCCAAUACGGGGUCUGUAGUGAGCAAAAACCGCUCUCCAGAAGACUGGAUGCCUAGACCUCCAGAAAGGUUAGAGCAGACAUUAUUUGAUUUGGUUUGACGGCGUAAGUGUGUUGUAAUUCCUACAUGAAUGUAGCAAAAAGUCAAGGACCUUUUGGGUUUUGUUGUGAAUACUUUCUUUGUCAUCUGUACACUCUUUGUCACAUGUUUACAUUCUUCCACUUGUAGUCUCUCUCUUAUUUAAAAAAAAGGUUUAAAAUGUCUGACAAUUCUUUAAUGUGACUUUUUUUCUGUGACAGAUAUGCUCUGACUGGCCACAGAAGCCCAGUUACCAAAGUUUUAUUCCACCCAGUGUAUAGGUAAAACUUUUAGUAUAUACUGCAGUAAAACUGUAAAUUGAGUUAAUUUAGUUUUUUGGUCUUUUGUCAGAAGAGAAGAAAACUAAGCCAAGUUUACUUUUGCAAAGACUUCUGAGACUGUUACUAGAGACAGGGGAAAAAAUUGGCUAAUAGCUGGCCAGUACGUCUCCAGUAAUAAUCCCAGAGAUACUUGCAGGAUGCAUUUUGACUCUAGUUCCCUUUGUCAUUUCUUAACCCUUUAAGUCCAAAUAGUGACCAACAUUAAUUUUCUCCUAACAAUAUCCAUACAUUUUCAAGAGAUGAAGUUAUGAGAAUUAAUAAAAUGAUCACCAUAGAGAAAAUUGCAAGAUCUUUUAUCAAAUUCUCUCAACUAAUUCCUAAAGGAGAUGUAUGGAGAUCAGUUUGGAGAAUGUGUAUGUGGAUAUUGGGGCUUAAAGGGUUAAGUGAAAAAUGCAUUGGUGGGGCUGACAAAUUUUUAUCUUUCCAUGACCCUGAUUGAAAGAGGUAUCCCCAAAAGAUUCAGAUGUCCACAGGUUUAGAAUUAAGAACAAUUUUCUGUUGUUGGUUCUGAGGGUUAAGUAUUGUUUAGAUAGGGAUAUGUACUUAGUAGCUGUUGCUUUGGAGAAUUCGAUCUACAGUCUGUACAACCUUUUUGUUUAUAUUUACACUUCUCUCUACAGCAACUGUAGAUAUAAAAAAGGAAAUAAAAAGGGACACUUCACAGUACCAUUGUCGUAGUCUUCUACGAUGUCAAUUUCAAACCCUGAUACUUUGACCUCUGAAGCUUGCCUGGGACAAGGGUCACACAGAUGCUGUACAGGAUCUAUCAUUUGAUCAUACCGGAAAAAUAUUAGGUAAAAACGAUUCUACAAUGAGCUAGUGAUUCUGACUUCUAUUGCUAUCACAAACAAUAUUGGCUGGAGACUAAUGUUGUUAGAUACAGUCAAAACUGCAUGCGUGAGCUUCUCUCAAGGGACCACCUCCUAUGAGCCACAGAACCAAGAUACUGAACAGUGUUUCCAGUUAAUGUGCUACAGCUGAAACCUCUUGUAAGCCAUGGUACAUGUGGAGCAAAUUUUUUGUUUAGGAAUCAAUUCAAAGUGGACAGACUGCAAAUUAUAGUAGUUGCUAAAAAUGUAUAUAUCUACGUGUUGCAACUGUUCAUCAGUAGGAUGCCUAAAAUGCGUGCAAUUCCACAAUUGGUUUUGGCUCCAUUAAAUCCUAUACCAAUGUGAUGGCAAGGCUUGAACCCAAACCAAUAGAUCCAAUGUUCAAGAUCUUGUGAACAAAACCAAAAAUAAUUGUUUUAAAAUUUAAGAGGAUGUUGGCGAUGUUUUCGAUAGGAAGAGUUUGUCAAAAUAGGAUGUCACUUUGUUAAAGGAAAACUAACAGCAUCCCUUGAUAAAGUGCCAACCUUUUCUAAUAUUAGUUAUACCCUCUUGUCCUGCGUGUGACUAAAAUUGUAAAUUAAUAUUCAUAGUUGCUUGGACAGUAUGGUAGUUGACUGAUACUUAUCAUAUUUAUUGUUAUUUUAGCGUCAUGUUCUGCUGACAUGUCCAUUAAAUUAUGGGAUUUCCACGAAUUUGAGUGCGUCAAAACUUUAACUGGUGGGUGUGUUUUUUUGCUGUGCGUGAUUUGUUAAUUUUGUGUACUAAAGUUUGAACAAGUCUUUAAAAAACUGUCUGCCUGAAAUUUUGUUGAGUUUGUUCUCUUCUGAAAUGGUAUUGAUGAAGAUCUUUCUUUUUUAACAAAAAACAGGACAUGACCAUAAUGUCUCGUCAGUGACAUUUCUGCCAUCAGGAGAUUAUUUAGUGUCAUCAUCUAGAGAUAAAACUAUAAAAAUGUGGGAAGUUGCUUCCGGGUAAGUGUCACUAAGGGCUGACUUUGUUUGUUAUUGUCAUUGAGAAAAUGGAAAUACCAAAGAUAAUAAGUGAUGGAUAUAGUUAUUUAUCUGUCACUUGCCGGCACACUUUCCUUGUGGAUAAUGUAAACCUUAAAACAUCAAAUAAUUAUAAAUUUGUGAGUCUUCAUUAGUAAUUUGUAACUUGCCACUUCAUUACCCUUGUUCCCCUCACUAAUGGGUGAACUCAUGGUGUAAUCUGAUUUUAUAGUUUUUGUGUGAAGACUUUCCAAGGUCACAGAGAGUGGGUCAGAAGAGUACGUGUUAGCAAUGAUGGUAAGUUCUGCACGCUUUAUCAUUUUCAAGGUUUGGAGGUUAUAGAAUUCUCCUCACCCUCCUUUUUUCAUCCAGUUGACUGUUUUAUGAAGAAAUAAUAGUAAGCUUAAGCAACGAGAACGCUGACAUCCUGGACGUCAUGAAUAGCGACUGGAAGAUCUAUGUCUCACUUGAUGGAACACUUUUGUCUCACACAACUCUGAAUGUCUUUGUUUUAACUCCUGCUGUAUGAAUUUGUUGAGGUAGCACUGAAAGAGAGAAAAUAUCAACUUCCGCUGCCAUUUUUGACAUUCUUGUUGCUUAAGGUCCCUAAUAGUUCACAACAUUGUUUAGGUUUUAUGUCAGAGAUACUUAGAAAUGACUGAUGGUCAUAUCAACACCAAGCAAUCACUUAAAAACAAAACUUAGACUGUCUUAUUUCCUGCUUACCAUGAUGCUCUCUAGUUGGGGACACUAUAAUAACAUUAUGCUACCUAAAGUUUAUUACUAAACUUACCUACAAUUAAUAUUAAAUUACUUAAAUAUUAAUAUACAACAUAUUCUUGAAGUGAUGAACUUGCAUUCUUAAAAUUUUGCAACUUUAAAAUUAAUGGGUUUUUAAUGUUGCUUCCAUUUCACAAUCAGGUUCUUUGUUAGCAAGUUGCUCAAAUGAUCAGGUAAAAAAACCUACUUCUAUAUUCUUUCCCUCUUUAUAAUAUUUUAAAGUAUAGUUUAAGAGAAAUUUUAAGGUGCAUACUGUAUGUAUUUAUUGAGUGACAUAAUGUCAGUGGAUACUUAAACCUUUACCCUGUGGAAAUGUGAAUAACAUGUACAUUUUGUUCUCUUUUAGUAACAUACACUGUACUUAAGACCUAGAUUUGGUCUCUGCUACGUUUCAGUCAUUUUUUUUUACUGACCAGUAUACAGUAUUCACUUCACUAGGACAAGCAGUUAUAGUGUAUAAGUGCUGUUUCCAACUGCAUCUUCUUAAAACCGAUUUACUUGGCACAACUUUCUUGCAUGCAAUGUGCUUACAAGAAUCUUUUGACAACUUACUUGCAGCUAUCCAAAGUUUGAUUUACAAGCUAUGAAUUGGGUUGAAGGUCUAUUGUAAGCACAUCACAUGUGACAAAGUUGUACCGUGUAAAUCAGCCUCUAGGAAGAGUUGCCUGUAAUGUUGUCUUUUGUGUCUGUGGAUGAAUCCUUAGCAUGGCCACUCAGUCCUCUUCUUUGACUGACCAAUAAACAGUAUACAGUAUACACUUCACUAGGGCAAGCAGUUACAAUGUAUAAGUGUUAUAUUUCUGAAGAGCGAUUUACAUGGCACAACUUUCUCACAUUCAACGUGUUACAAUAAUCCUACGACAUGAGUUGUAUCAUGUAUAUCUCACUUACAACUUACUUGCAGCUAUUCAAAGUUUGAUUUACAGGCUAUGAUUUGGGUUGAAGGUUUAUUUUAAAGCACAUCCAAUGUAACAAAGUUGUCCCAUAUAAAUCAGCCUCGAGGAAGAGUUGCCUGUAAUGUUGACUUUUGUGUCUGUGGAUGAAAUCUAUAGCAUGACCACUUAAAUGAACUAACAUAUAGUUUGUUUGUUUGAGUUGCUUCGUAACUCAAUGGAGUGUGGAAUCUUUAAAGUUUUGCCGUCGAUAAUAGGGAUUGAAAAGUUGAAACUACAGAAUUGUAUGCCAGCAAUUGAUUGCAUAUUUUUUACAUGUAUUUACUCCCAUGGUAGUUGGCAAAACGGCGUGGAAAUUUAUGUCAAAUUGCAAAUUUCUUUGCAGACAAUCCGUGUGUGGGUGGUAGCAACAAAAGAAUGUAAAUGUGAUUUGAGAGAUCAUGAACAUGUAGUAGAGGAUGUGUCAUGGGCCCCAGAAGCUGCAAACCCUUAUGUGAUUGAAGCGGCAGGAAUUGAGGUAAUUCUCUUCUUCGGGUUUUCAGGGGGCAUGAAGUUUUAGAUUAGAGUUGACUCUCUCUUAACAGACACCCCCAUAAGACGGAUGCUGCAGUAAAACAGAUGCCUAGAGUUGGUCCCUGCUUUCUUUACUCCCCUUAUUUGACUCUUAUAAGGUGGACAUCACUCGUAGACGGACACUUAGUACGGAUCCCUAAGGUGUUCUUCUCAGAGAGAGUUGACUGUAUUAAUAUCUGAUCUUAAUAUAUAGAGGAUAUUACAUGGCCGCGCGGAGAUACGAAAUUUCUCUUUGAGUGAUGAAAAAUAUUUCAUGAGUAAGUGCAGCGAACGAGUGAAAUAUUUUCAACAUGAGAAGAGAAAUUUCAUAUCUCCAAGCGGCAAAGUAAUGUUCUAUUUAUUAUAUAAACACCAAUGAAAUACCAAACCAUUUCAUGGAAACAGUUUUUUCCUGCGAAAGGCGCGAUUUAUUAUGUGGCCAUAACAACUGUGAUAUUUUCACAUGUGAAAAUAACGCGUUAUUUUCAUGUGUGAAGAUAUAAUGUUUUUGCGCGAAAGAUCACCUGGUAUUUCAUUGGUGUUUAUAUAAUAAAAGUUGUUAUUCUCCUGGAAAAGAAUAUUAAUGGCCAAUUUUAGUGGUAUAUUGGUGAUGACUUUUACCUUUUCUUGAUAAACUUUGCAUUAAGAUCUUAAACAUGUCUGUCUCCCAAAAAUGUUAACUCUGCUCCUUUGUUGUGUCAGAUACAUGUUCUAAAAUUUCCAUUAUUUUACAUAAGUACAGAAUGGAUAAAGCAGUGUCUGGAAUCAAGCCUAAAGUGACCUCUGAUAAAGUGUUAGAUUAUCGUUCUCAUUUUCUUUAUGUAUGGUUGUAAAUCACAGGGAGAAUUAUUUUGAUUUUAGAAUGGGAGUUACAUAGCGCCUUCCCAGAUCUUUUAUUUAUCAAUUAGUUCUUUAUUUGGGUAAAUCAUAAAUAUUAGAGAUAUUACAGGUUUUCAGUAUUAUAUUUUAAAAUGAUAUUUUAUUUGCUUGCAAUUUUUGAACAGGGUCCAAAAAGAGGAGGAAAUCCUGGACCAUUUUUAGUAUCAGCUUCUCGUGAUAAAUCAAUCAGAAUGUGGGAUGUGAGUACUGGAGUGUGUCUUAUGACCUUGGUAAGUGGUGUUACAAAAUAACAUUGUAAGCAAGUGUAUUAAUUUUAUGGGGAGAUAAUAAUAAUCAAAACUAAAAUUUAAUGAUGAUAAAGAACUGAGUGGAGUUCAAUUUGGUAUUAAAUCAUUAGGGCUGUCAUUAAGAGGUGGCAGACAGGGAUUUCGCCCCGCUAUGAAUGUGCCCCCCGGUUAAUAGAAGACAAAUAGAACCAAAAGAAAUCCCUGGCUGUCUUAUUCCCUGCCUACUUGUUGUAUUUACCUGGCAACUUGAAAUCUUAGUGACAUCUCUGCAUCAUACAACUGAUUAAACAAAAUCGGAUGUCUGCUUAGUGGGAAUCGGAUUUGUUUUGGCAGGAGUAUGAGUAGAGACAAAGACAAGACAAAGUUCUGUUACUAAUGUUAAUUUUGUGAUAACUUAAAAUUAAAGCACAAGAUUGUUCAAAAGUGUUUGCUAGAAGUGAAAAAAAUAAAUUAUAAAAGUGUGUGUGUACAACGACACGUACUGUCCUAUAACACUUCUUAUCAAUGCUGUAAUUAGGGCUGCCGAUAGCCAAUCAGAUAAGGGAAUUUUGUUAUGGUUAUGAUGAUGAUGAUGGUAGUAAUCAUCAUCAUCAUGAGGACUUGAGACUGAUCCAAUACCUUUGAUGGGUGCCUGCAGUUGGGCUUAUUGCUAACCAGGUGGCUAUGAUGCAGUCUUCUAAGGCUUACUGGCCACCAUGAAGAAUUUCCCAUUGAUACUACAUUUACAUUGAAAGUGUAAAUAUACUUUUCUUCAUGAUGAGAUUAUUCUAGUAUAUAUUAACCAAGAGUUACUCCUUACAUCUUUCUUCUUAUACUGUGUUCCCUCUUCUUUUCUAACAGGUGGGGCAUGAUAAUUGGGUGCGUGGGGUGAUGUUUCAUCCAAGAGGCAAAUAUCUAGUUAGCUGUUCUGAUGACAAAACUCUUAGAAUAUGGGAUUACAAAAAUAAACGAUGUGCUAAAACUCUUACCGCUCAUGAACACUUUGCAACAACCUUAGGUAAGUUCCUUGCCGCUUUUAAAACCAUGUUUAACUCCAUCCAUUUGGGCUACAUAAACUUUUAGUGGACCUUUACCUAUCCUACACCAAUGCAAAGUUAAGCAGUUCUAGCAAAGGCAUUUUUGAGUGAUGCAUGUCAACAUUUAGUGCAAUUUUUGCAUUGUUGGGCACUGAUUUUCCCAAAUUUCUGGGCAAAUCCUCUAGUCAAUAAUAAUUCCAAAAUAAAGGCACUUAGCCAUAUAAAUGUGGUCGAGUUGAUUCGUAAUAAAAGGGAAAAGGUCUCACUUGUCGUUGACAUGCAUUCUCAAAAAUGCAGGGGUUUCAAUAAAAAUUGUAGUAGCCAGCAGGUUUGAAUCGAGUAACUGACUGUAUGAACAAGGGGCCAUUGUUCCCCUUCUUUGAGGGGGAGACUGGGCGAGUUCUGCUCCAGAAAAUUUGACAUUUCAAAGCCCUGAAAUGCGAUUUUCAGCUUUCUGGGGACUAAAUUUGUGGACAAAAGAGCGUGUUUUUCAUUCAAGAAAAUGCAGCUUUCAAAUUAUUUAUCAGUCACACAAUCAAUUCCUACAAGCAAUGAACAAAUGAUGAAAACUAAAUUAUGUACUUUUGCAUGUAAACAAAUUGUGGGUAAACCUAUAAAUAUACUUGUGAAAAAAUGAUUGAAAUAUGGCGUUCACAUGACUAAAGCAUAAUGUAAACCCAGGGGGCCUUUAUGAAAACGCACCGUAAUUAAAUUUUCAUUCAGAUUUUAUGAUAUAUUUUUCGUUUACAAUGUUAUUCAAACCAGUUGCUUCUUCUUUCUAAAAAAAAGUAGCCAACCUCUAUGAGCAAAGUAGCCGAUGCCUUUCGUCGGCCGUCGGUGCUUAUUGAAACCCCUGAAAAUGUCUUUUAUGUCUUUUUGAGGCUCCCUAUUGUUUCUUGAAAGAUUUCCAAUCACACAGAUUUUGUUCCACUUUGAGUUCUCUUUUUGGAAAUCAUGGACAAAACAAUGUAAUGCUCAAGAUAGCUGCUUGACCCUUCACCCCUUGCAAAUGUCUAAGGAACAAUAAGAAGUUUUUGUAUGUUUGCUUUGUGUUAAAAGAAUUCCAGGUUCUGUCACGACUGUUCAAUCUCUCAUUUGCUGUUUGUCUUCAUUGCAGAUUUCCACAAGUCAGCACCUUUUGUUUUAACUGGAAGUGUCGACAUGACAAUUAAAGUGUGGGAAUGUCGUUGAUAAUUGACAGGGCACGAGCUUUUCAAGGUUAAUGUGCUGAAAUAGCACUCAUAUGGAAAGUGGUUGUUAGGAUUCAAGAAAAGGACCUUGCAGGACUAUAGGGAAUGGAGGAAGAGACUGGGAGCUUUCAUGAUUAGGAUUAAACUGUUUUCAAACUGUGCUGAGCAAAUCUCUUGAACAACGUCAUUCUUCAGUAACAGAGAAAAGUUAUUAAUGUUGUAUUUUGUAUUUUGGAAAGUUUUAAUCAUUAUUUUCCUCUGUGCAUUUGCUGCUGGCCAUUGGAAAAAUGAAGUGUUGAAGGUCAAGUUUGAACACAAGUGGCUCUUUAAUGAUGUUGGCUUCUUGACAUGGUACUUUUCAUGGUUCUGGCAUGCCUUGUGUCUGUGAAGUAUCGACUAUGUCACUUAUUUAGAAUCAAGACCCUAUAAAAUGGUGUUAGAGUUAAAUUAACACUACUGACACACCCAGGAGAAAUCAGACAAACUAGAAUACAAUGUACUGUUCUACCUGGUGCUUGGGGUUUCCUUUCCCUAGAGUUUACAGUCAAUAUUAAAGGAACCCCCUGAAAGCUACUUUGAGGAAUAUUAUUGUUAGAUAUAUUUUUAAUUUUUUGUCCUAAGCUAGGGGUAAAUAAAUUAGACAAUAUAAUAUAGUAGUUUCAUAAAAUGGAAAGCAAAAAUGACAUGUAUGUUCCAUUAUGGUUUUUAUCAGCAUUCAAGGUAGUGACAUGUGGGUUGACCAAUACAAUAAUUUUGCAGUUCUCUCUGUCUCAAAGAGAAUGUCAUCUAUUGAGACUUAAUAUCAUUAAAGUAUUCAAAGUGAAACUACCAUAUGUGUUGUUUUUUCAGGGAAAUCCAGCUUGCUCUGAUCUGAAAUUUUUUAUUUAGCAGUGAAGACAGAUAAAAAUGUGGCAUUCAUAUUUUUAACUUUCAGAACAGCAAGGUGGUAAAUAAGCUUAAAAAAUAAGUUUAGUAUGUCAUGAGCUUGAGACAAAGAGCAGACAACUCUGAACUCAGAUUUCAAACUCUUGAAAUUUGUCUUUUGAGUUGAACUCUUAUGGAGAAGCAAAUUUCUUUCUUUGUUUCAUGGCUGUGACAUACUGAGUGUCACAUCUUUCACUUGUUUUUGUAUUUACUUUGGAGAAAAAGUCUUAAAAUAAUUUUGAGAACUAUUUGCUUUAGCUCCUUAAUGUACUUUUUUGUAGUUGUCAGAUUUCCUUGCUAUUUAAUAACCUAGUCUAAAGAUAAGGGGAAGGUAUUCUUAAUAUUAUUUAUUCCCUACCUUUAGAGCCUUCCCUUACCAGGGCAGAUCAGGAAGGGGGAGGGGAGAGUGAGUCCUACCCCAGUUCCUUAGAUAUUCUUUUGGCAUAGAUACAAACUUUGUAUCUGAGUUGAAUUCCUCCAACAUCAAAAUAUAAACUGUCUCUUUACUGAAAUAGAUUUCAUUACAGCAAUUUGGGUUCCAGGCAAAAUGUGACAGUUUCACUUUUUAAAUUCCUUACUGACUCCCACCUUUAAACCUUCUGGAUCAUAGGAUGUUGAUAAUGACUUUCCAUUUUAUUGAAGCUACAAUGAUUUAUGACCAAUUACUUCUCUGAAGGCUCAAAUCUCACCAGCUGCAAUAAUAGCUACAUUCACAUUAGUUGGCAAAGGUUCUUGCUUGUUAUAACAGCUAAGCUAUAGUUGUCAUCAUUUCUAAACAUCAUAGGUGUAGAUGACGUGGUGUGUGCUAGAUUAUUAGUGAUCUUAGUUGACAGAUAUGAUUUUCGAAUGGUAUGAAGGUGCCUUCACAUGGAAAGACCGGUGAAUGCCAAGAAAUGCUUAGAGCACUGUUUAAAACGGCAGGAGUGUUUUAUCAGGUUUAAAAACUCAAGGUGAAGCUGAGAGUUUUUACGCCUGAUAAUACAUGACUGCGAGCUUUUUGAACAGCUUCAAAAUCUCUGAUAUAGAUCAACUCAUUCCUGCAGUAAUAUUUAGAUUUGGGGUUAUUUGGUCUAAAAAAUUGGAUGUAAAGUUUAGCCGUGUUUUUAUCAGAUAUAAAGACAUUCAUUAAACAUUAAUUUCUUUUGUUUUUUCUUUAUGAAUAAUUAUUAAUGAGUUUUUGAAGUGGCAGACCAAAAUGAAAUGCAUUGUUUCAUCUGAUAUCCAGAUAUAGAGAAGUGGGUUGAAAAAACGAGGUACAGGGCAUGGAAAGGGUUAAGAUAACCCAGGGUUAGUGCCAAAUUUGAAUUCAGAUAGGAAAGCUUAAGAAGCAAAUUCAGAUUAAAUCUUUUUGUCGGCAAUUCGAUGAUUGGAUGCUCUAAAAAGUAACAAGAAAAUUAUCCAAGAAAAUACUAUUAAAAAAAAAAAAUAGAGCAAUCCAGGUUAAAGUUAUCAGCCUUCGAACAACUUGAUCCAGGCAUUUUUCCAGGGUUUGUUUAAACUGACUU